AUGGGCCGCCCAACUGCUGCAGAGUCCAACAACGAGAGCCUCAGCGUGCGCGAUAACCGCACGGGCAAGACAUACACCAUACCAAUCACCAACAAUACAAUAUCGGCGACCGCGUUCAAGGCGCUUGCGGCCGCUCCUAAACCUGGUGAACGGGAGGAGAACGAAACUGAGAAGGGCCUCCGAGUAUCGGACAAGGGAUUUCUGAAUACGGCUGUCAUUCAGAGCCAAAUCACUUAUAUUGAUGGAGAGGCAGGAGGUAUAGGAUACCCGAUCGAGCAGCUAGCCCUGCACUCGUCUCACCUCGAGACCGCAUACCUCCUCAUCUAUGGCUCCCUGCCCAGCAAGGAGCAGUUCAAGACGUUUGAACGCGAAACCAUGCACCACAGCAUCGUGCACGCAGAUGCAGAAGGGUUCUUUCGUUCUUUCCGCUACGACGCACACCCGAUGGCCAUUUUGACGAGCGCUUUCGCGUAUUUGGGAUCCUACUACAGCGAGGCGAACCCGUCGUUGCAAGGCCAAACGCUGUUCACAAAGGGUAACCCAGCAUCGCUCGCGAAUAUGGACAAGCAGAUAUACCGAUUAAUUGGGAAGGCCACGACCUUGGCCGCGAUGGCCUAUCGCGUCCGACAAGGACGUGAAUUCGUCACGCCUCCCACAGGCCUUAGCUACACUGGCUCUUUCCUAUACCAGAUGGAUCACCUCGGACAACAAGACUACAAACCGUCGCCUGUACUCGAGAAGGCACUCGAUGUCCUCUUCCUGCUUCAUGCGGAUCAUGAACUGAACGCGUCGUGCACAACGGUUCUCCAGACUGGGAGUUCUUUGGUAGAUCCGUACUCUGCUAUCGCCGCUGGCUGUGCCUCGCUAUACGGUCCUCUUCACGGAGGUGCGAACGAGGCUGUAAUUCGUAUGCUCAUUUCUGUCGGCAGUCCGGAUAAUGUCCCCGCAUUUAUCGAGGCGGUCAAGCGGAGAGAGAAAGUGUUGUCUGGCUUUGGCCACCGUGUAUACAAGACAUCUGACCCUCGGUCAUUCGUUAUUCGAAAAAUCGCCGAUGAAGUAUUUGCAGUGACUGGCAAGGAUGAACUACUGGACACAGCCAUGGCUCUGCACGAUGCUGCGCUGAAAGAUGACUUUUUUGUCAAGCGCAGGCUGGCCCCCAACGUCGACUUUUGGAGUGGCCUGAUCUAUCGCGCCAUGGGCUUCCCUCUUGACUUCUUUCCCGUGCUGUUCGCAGUGCCUCGUGUGGUCGGCUGGCUUGCGCACUGGCGACAGAUGAUGUUGCAGGAGGGAGGCGUCAAGAUCUGGCGCCCACGACAGGUAUAUGUCGGAUCUGGCAAACGCGAUUACGUUCCCGUGGAGGAGCGAACACCAGUGGAAGGCGCUCGGGCAUCUCCCCGGCCAAUUCAGCACUCUGGAAUCACCAAGCGGACAAUGCUCGCCGCAAACAAAGGCAAGGCCAAGCUAUGAGCCCGUCAUUUUUGAAGGUCUCUGUUUUUGUACAUGCUCCUCCUUGGGAUGUGAUUGCGGGGAGUGCCCGUGUCUUGACUAGGUUUUGUAUGCUGUUGGGAUCGCAAUAUAUCGAUGAUGAUAACG
This is a messenger RNA of Heterobasidion irregulare TC 32-1, 1593 nucleotides long. RefSeq lists its product as uncharacterized. Gene Ontology annotation, molecular function: acyltransferase activity, acyl groups converted into alkyl on transfer. The transcript is spliced from 18 exons. The record is from RefSeq and is a predicted model, not a curated record. NCBI's taxonomy places the organism in Eukaryota, Fungi, Basidiomycota, Agaricomycetes, Russulales, Bondarzewiaceae. Gene Ontology annotation, biological process: tricarboxylic acid cycle. The coding region runs from base 1 to 1467 and encodes 488 amino acids.